Messenger RNA from Armigeres subalbatus, 2597 nucleotides. RefSeq names its product gelsolin-like. Gene Ontology annotation, cellular component: cytoplasm; actin cytoskeleton. Gene Ontology annotation, molecular function: phosphatidylinositol-4,5-bisphosphate binding; actin filament binding. Gene Ontology annotation, biological process: actin polymerization or depolymerization; barbed-end actin filament capping; actin filament severing. The transcript has 7 exons. The coding region runs from base 224 to 2476 and encodes 750 amino acids. The record is from RefSeq and is a predicted model, not a curated record. Lineage: Eukaryota; Metazoa; Arthropoda; Insecta; Diptera; Culicidae.
AGUUUGAUUCAGUAGCGCUUCAGUAUUCGGAAGAAUCGCACUUGCUCCCACUAAACGGUGGAGGAAGUCCGGGAAAUCCAUUCUAAUCGUCUGUUAAAAUUUUAAUAGGUCCAUUGUAACUGUCGUGUGCGUUCGGUGUGAGUCAAUUAAAAAGAUAAUUUCUGUUCGGAAGUAUCGGUCGCGUAAAACCUAUUAUCACUUUCUGUCCAAAGAGUUGUUCGCGAUGCAUCCAGCGUUCGAAAAUGCCGGUACAAGCAAGGGACUGGAAGUGUGGAGAAUCGAGAACUUUGAACCCGUUCCAGUGGCGAAAAACUCCUAUGGGAAAUUCUACACCGGUGAUUCGUACAUUGUCUUGAAUACCAAUCAGACCAAAAGUGGAGCUUUAUCGUGGGAUAUCCACUUCUGGUUGGGCUCGGAAACCAGCCAGGAUGAAGCCGGAUCAGCUGCAAUCCUGAGUAUCCAGCUGGACGAUCGACACAACGGGGCGCCGGUCCAGCAUCGGGAAGUUCAGGACCAUGAGUCUGGUCUGUUUCUCAGUUACUUCCCCGGUGGGGUUCGCUAUGCCGCUGGUGGCGUACAGAGCGGGUUCAACGAGGUUGAAACGAACGCUGCCGGCGAAAAGCGCCUCUUCCAGGUCAAGGGCUCGAAAAGUGUACGCGUUCGGCAGGUACCGCUUGGCCUCGCCUCGAUGAACAAAGGUGAUUGUUACAUUUUGGAUGGAGGGUACGAUAUUUACGUGUACGUUGGACCGAGUGCCAAGCGGGUGGAAAAGAUCAAGGCGAUCAGUGCCGCCACUCAAAUACGUGAUCAAGAUCAUGCGGGUCGUGCCAAUGUUCAUAUUCUAGAUGAGUUUGUAAGUUCGACUGAUCAGCAAGUGUUUUUCGACGUCCUUGGUGAAGGAUCCGCCGAUGAGGUACCAGAAGAAUCGGAGUCUGAUGAUGCUUACGAGGAAAGUGAUUGCAAAACCGUUACCUUGUACAAGGUCUCGGAUGCGGAUGGUAGCUUGAGCAUUACCCCGAUUGGGGAACGUCCACUGAAGCAAAGCAUGCUUGAUUCCGAUCAGGACUGUUUCAUUCUGGAUACCGGAGCAUCCGGUAUUUUUGUUUGGGUCGGCAAGGGUGCUACUUCUCAGGAACGAUCGCAAUCCAUGGUCAAGGCACAGGAGUUUAUCACAACCAAGGGUUAUCCAAUGCACACGCAAGUUCAUCGCGUCGUCGAGAACGGCGAAACAACUGACUUCAAGCAGUACUUCUCCAGCUGGCAGGACAAGGGCGUCAGCCAUAGCCAUCUCAUCAAGGCAGCAAUGGAUGACGACAGUUCCGUUAGUGGUGAAGAACGGGAGUUCGACCCAGAGAUUUUGCACAUGUUCAAGAAAAACGGUGGGCGAGCUCUUGGCUUUAUGCCUGACAAUGGUCAGGGCGAAGCGGAAGUUUGGCGAGUUGAAAACUUUGAUCUGGUUCCCAUUGAACCACAUACCUAUGGCAUGUUCUUCGGUGGCGAUUCGUACGUGAUCAAGUACGAAUACCAGAACAAACGAGGCGGUCAUGGAUACAUCAUUUACUUUUGGCAGGGUAAGGAAUCAUCAACGGAUGAAAAGGCCUCCGCCGCCAUGCAUGCUGUUCGUUUAGAUAACGAACUCAAUGGUAAGGCUGUUCAGGUUCGUGUAACACAAAGUAACGAACCACGCCAUUUCCUGAAGAUCUUCAAGGGCAAACUAAUCAACUUCGCUGGUGGACACGCUUCCGGUUUCAAGAACAUUCACGACCAUGACACUUACGAUGUGGAUGGAACUCGUCUGUUCCGUAUCCGUGGUACAAGCUCUGAUGACGUAAGAGCCGAACAGCUACCAGAAACCGCUAGCUCUCUUGCUUCCGAUGAUGUGUUUAUUUUGGAAACACCUUCGGCCACCUACGUCUGGCAUGGUGUUGGAGCUUCCGAUUUGGAGAAAGAUAUGGCAGCCAAUAUUGUCGGACUGAUCUCACCAGAUGCCACACCACAAUUAAUCGACGAAGGUUCUGAACCCGAAGAAUUCUGGGCAGCACUUGGUGGCGAGGGCGACUACGACCGUGAGCUAGACCCGACUGGUGCACCAUUCCUUACUCCUCGCUUGUUCCACUGCAGAAUUUUGUUCAACAAACGACUUCGCGUCGAGGAAGUGCCACACUUCGAGCAGGACGAUCUCAACGUCGAUGACGUGAUGGUGCUGGACGGUGGUGACGAAAUCUACGUCUGGAUCGGAAAUGGAGCUACCGAGGAGGAACGUGCCAAAUCGAUCGACAUGGCCAAACAGUACAUCCGGACGGAUCCAUCGGAGCGGAACGAGGACACGGUGCCGAUUGUGAUUCUGAAGCAGGGCGAAGAGCCUCGUAGCUUCAAGCGGUUGUUCCCCGCAUGGGAUGAUGGUUUUUGGGAGUCACAACCCUCAUACGAGAGUAUCCGCCAACAGGUAUUGGACCAAAAUCAACCAAAAGAGUAAUAUAUGAACAAUAAAAACUUGAUGUAAGACGUGCACAAACUUUACAUGUACUUAAAUAUUUGUGAAAUUAAGUGUUAACUAAAUAUUUAUGAAAAAUAAAAAAAUACAUUGUUGUGUAAUA